Messenger RNA from Trypanosoma rangeli, 1260 nucleotides. Its product is annotated as vacuolar assembly protein vps41. The coding region runs from base 1 to 1260 and encodes 419 amino acids. Gene Ontology annotation, biological process: vesicle-mediated transport; protein targeting to vacuole; cellular response to starvation. Gene Ontology annotation, cellular component: HOPS complex; late endosome. The transcript has a single exon. Lineage: Eukaryota; Euglenozoa; Kinetoplastea; Trypanosomatida; Trypanosomatidae. The record is from RefSeq and is a predicted model, not a curated record.
AUGGAGGUGUUGCCUUUGCUGUUUGCUAGGAAUGAGGAUGGCACCAUUCAGCUUCUUGUGGAACAUGUUCACUCUACUGACGCUGCCGUGGACGACGGAGCCGUUACUGCAGCGUUGCAGUCGGGGUUGUGUUUCUCGCCGGCGGCCGUCGUGCAACGGUUGGAGCGGACACAGCGCCGGUACCUGUGGCUCUACCUGAAAGCGUUGCAGGCUCGAGACAAGGCGGUGUACGCUGCACUGUCGGAGACGCACGCACAGCUUUUUGCGACGCUCUUUAUUGAGAACAAUCCAUCUGGGCUGCUCGCUUUCUUGCGUGAGAAUUCAGCGCACCUUCCGAAGCUGAGGGAGAUAUGUGCGCUGUGCAAAAAGCACCAGCUGCUGGAGGAGAUGGUUUUCCUGCUCGCAAGGAUGGGGAAGGAGGAGGAGGGCCUUCACAUUAUUGUUCACGAAAUGAAAAACGUGCGGAAGGCGGUGCAGUUCAUUGCCGACGUCCCCAACGUGGAGGAUCAGCUCCAGCUCUACAAAAGCCUUGUGCAGAUGAGUGUGGACGUGAACGCCAUGCUUCACAGUCGCCACGGGCAGAAGUACAUUGAGCACUGCGUGACAGAAGGGGAGACGUGGGACAGCAUUUCCCGAAAGUAUGGUGUCGAUGAGAAUGACCUGCGUAUGGCAAACGGCGCUGGGACGCCGCUGUUCGGCGGUGACAUGAGUCGUGUGGCCCCGGCGAGCGGCACGUGCAUCGUGCCGCUAAACCUUUUGGAGGCGCUGCUGCGUGCCAUUGUGGAUCCCUCAAUCAGCGGGCGUGUUACACUGGACCCCGCACAAGUUGUUGAGCUGUUACCGGAGAAUGAGCCCAUGCCGCAUGUGGGAAGUUCCAUCGCCGCCGUAGCGCGGAGCAAGGCAAAUGAUGUGCGACUUAUGACGGCUGUUGUGCAUGUGGCGACGAGUGACUUGGGGAAGCAAUAUCAGACGCUAUACCGACGACGGGGGGCCGCAAUUUGCGUGGAACCUGGAAUGACGAUGUGCCCCUUUUGUCACCAGCCAACGAUGGCGGGCGUUGUGGUCUUCGGAUGCUCUCACACGUACCACAGCAACUGCGUGAUUGGCUACCUCGCUGGCGAGGGUGCUCUGCUCGUUGAGCCAGCUGACGUUGAUGUCGGCCGCUUCUUCAAGUGCCCGGAGGAAUACCUGAGGCCGGACACGCGGCAGAGGUCGCCGCGCUGCCUCCUCUGCAACGAGGUGCGCGGGGCAGUGAGAUAA